Oreochromis niloticus (Nile tilapia) is the source of this 4288-nucleotide messenger RNA. RefSeq names its product elongation factor for RNA polymerase II 2 (gene ell2). Gene Ontology annotation, biological process: positive regulation of transcription elongation by RNA polymerase II; transcription elongation by RNA polymerase II; snRNA transcription by RNA polymerase II. Bases 80 to 2086 code for a protein of 668 amino acids. The transcript has 12 exons. The record is from RefSeq and is a predicted model, not a curated record. Gene Ontology annotation, molecular function: cis-regulatory region sequence-specific DNA binding. Gene Ontology annotation, cellular component: transcription elongation factor complex. NCBI's taxonomy places the organism in Eukaryota, Metazoa, Chordata, Actinopteri, Cichliformes, Cichlidae.
CCCGUCAGAGUGCGAACAGUGAGUUUGGACUGCUAAAUGCUCCAGCCUUCAGAGGGACGAUGGUGGAGGGCUGGUAAAGAUGGCGGCGCUCUCCGUGGAUGGGAGAUACGGAUUAAAUUGUGGCCAACAAAGCGCAGAAAGAGUCACUGUAUUACAUGUAAAGUUAACCGAGACAGCACUGAGGGCAAUAGAGACCUACCAAAACUGUACGAAUGUUCCUUCUCUGCGGCCAACGAUACAAUUCAAGGGACUACAAGGGCGCAUUAAGAUUCCCAAGAGUGACUCUUCUUCAGACGCCUUCCACAAUUUUGAAUUCUACCUGUCUAAUGUGGGCAAGGACAACCCUCAGGGAAGCUUCGAGUGCAUCCAUCAGUAUGCGUCGAGCUCAGGGGCCUCACACCUGGCAUUGUUGGCGACAGUACACGACAAGGUCACAGUGUGUGCCACUAAUGACUCCUACCAGGUGACCCGGGAGCGCAUGACCCAGGCUGUGGAGGACACACGAGAACGUGGGACCAAAGUCAUCAAGCCUGGUGGUCAAUACAGAGGAAAGCAAGUACAUAUCCGUAAGCCUGCACUAUCAGCUCCAGAAGUGGUCCCAGAGCGUAAACGCUCCACCCCCAUCAACCCAGCCAACACUAUUCGUAAGUGCCUUUCCAAUAACCCCGUAUCGCAGCGGCCGUUCCGAGACCGCAUCAUUCAUCUGCUGGCACUCAGGCCCUACAAGAAGCUGGAAGUGCUAGCGCGUUUGCAGCGUGACGGUAUCAACCAGAAGGACCGCAACUCAUUGGGGACCACCCUGCAGCAGGUGGCAAACCUGAAUCCCAAAGACAAUGCAUAUUUUCUGAAGGACUACAUAUACCGUGACGUCCAGCGAGACUGGCCUGGUUACUCAGAAGAUGAGAAGUCUCAGAUUGACCGGAUCCUGACUCGCAAAUUAGGUCUUCCUAAUGAGAUAACCGCAACCUCAUCCAGUGGUUCUCCCAAAGACAGCGUUCCCACAUCACCUCAGAAGCGUCAGCCAGACUUUGAUUUCAUUGAUCCUUUGGCACCGAAGAAAGCCCGCAUCUCCCACCUCAGUAAUCGAGGGCCAGCCACAUCCUCCACCUCGGAUCGCCGUGAGGACGAGGGCAGCCUCAGCUCUAAACGCUCAUCCCUACCCUCCAAUGUCACCUCAGGCCCUCCCACUCAUCUCCCCAUCUCAUCCCACCCACCUGCCCCCUCUCACCAGCAGCCUAGCCCAGCUUCUAACACCAACUCACCAAGCACCCCCGAGGGCUGUGGCACCCAGGACCUGCCCGUGGACCAGAGUUCCUCCUGCAGAGAUCCUUCACCCAAGUCCUUUUCGUCCGAUAGAUCCCUGCAGGAUCGCUAUCAGCAUCCUAACCCCGGUCCCAGACCAUCCCCCAGCCCUCCACCUUGCACCUCACUCACAGUUACCUCCACUGUCAUUUCUAGCCCUCCCUUGUCCAACAUCACCAGUAAGAAGGUUAAAAAGAAGUCUAAGAAGCACAAAGACAAGGAUCGAGAAAGGGAGAAAGGGAAGCGAAAGGAAAGAGACGGCAGUAGUUCUCAUGGUGUUGCGGAGCAGUCUGUAGAAAGUCAUAGAGCCAAGAAGAGGCAGAGCCCUGUUGAAGAGACCAGGAGAGUUAUCAGCAAAAGUUCUCACAAAGAUCAAGACUCUUCAGACAAAGGGAGGCCAGUCCAAUCCACUGAAUUUUCAUCCAAAAUAGAGACGCCUGACUAUAUCCUGAAGUACACAGCAUUGGUGUCCCUUGACCAGCGGCAAAGCUACAAGGACGAUUUCAAUGCAGAGUAUGAUGAGUACCGCCUGUUGCACGCACGCGUGGAGAACAUCACCCGCCGCUUUACCCAGUUGGACUCCCAGUGUCGGAAGUUGGCCCCUGGCACCAAAGAGCAUCAGAAGGUGCAAGAAGAAGUCGUGAAAGAGUACAAAAAGAUCAAACAACACAGCCCCAACUACCACAAAGAGAAACUGCGCUGCGAGUACCUGCACAACAAGCUGGCCCACAUCAAGCGGCUCAUAGCUGAUUUUGACCAGCGCAGAGCCCAGGCCUGGUGCUGAGAGCACAGUAGAGAACAUCUUCACUCAUCAGUAUUGAGAAUGGAGGGUCAAACCAAGAGCAUCUGUCCAGCUGUCUCUUAACUAUUGAGACCCCUUCAGUUGCUGCCUCCGCAACAGCUCCUUCCCCCACUUUCCUUACCAUUUUUCCUUCUCCUGUUAUCUUGCUUCAUUCCUCCUUUUCUUUUUGACCUUUGAUUCCACAGGCUUCAUUGGUGCCUGCAAUCCUGCUUUUCGACUUUACCCAUCAAUCCUUUGCUUUUGCAGUAUUUUUUUUUUUUCCUCUUCUUCUCCUGUGGAUUUGACACCACUGGACCAGUGGAAGGGGCCGUCUGCAUGUGUGAGCUGGUUUGUCUCUAACUUUUGAAGGACUUUCUCUUCAGACAAAAGUAUUUUUGAGCAUCAGAUAAAAUAUUAACAUGUAUUUAAGUAAAACAAAAAAGAGGGAGAUCUAUUUAUUUUGAGACUCGUAGUGCAAAGUAAGAGUCUGCAAAUGAUAUAUUGUUUAAUUUUUUUUAAACAAUGCAAAAAAAAAUACCACAGGCCUUAUGUGUUUUGACUUUGUGAAGCCAUUUUGCACGCAGAUCCAUCUGUCAUCUCAUCUGACAAAGAUGCCUGUCUUGCCUCAUUUCCUCUCAUCACUUCAAACGGCAGUGGAUAACCACACUUCAAUAAAUUGCUGAGUUUGAAGCUGAAGAGGAAGGAAAUGAGACAGGAAGAAGAAAUCACUUGAGCUGAUUGAGAAGCAACAGUUUGUGUGCAUGGGUUGUGAAUUUAAUUGCAAUGACAAAAUGGUGUUGAAGGUUGGCGUAAGCCAACCCCUCCCCCUCCCCCCACCCUGUCAGUAGGGGGCAGUAUUUCCCGCACCAAACAAUAUUUAAUGUUCACAGUGCAUUAUGGAUGCCUUAAGGUGUUUACAUUCGGAAAUGUCGAGCUGGGCCUUGGAGUCCACUGGCUGUACAAAGGAACUACAACUGCCUAGAAACAGGUCUGUGUGUGUUUGUGUGUGCGCGCGCGUGUGUGGUGUGCAGAUGUCAGUGAUGGAGAGAGGAAGGGAUGUAAAGUCUGGAAGGAGUGUUACAAAUUGUGUGUAUAGUUGUAUGGAUGUGUAUUAUGUUGAAUGAAAGGAAAAAUAGAAAUGUGGAGAAGAAGUGAAGAAAUAUAUAGAAAACAAACAAAAAAAGCUGCUAUAGUGUUUAAAACCAGCCAGGAACACUCAGGAUCAACCUGGCUGGAGUAAGAGUACCUGAUCCUACCUGAAGAAAGGAAGAAGAUCCUUAUUCGGUUCUUCUCUAGACCCUGCAAAGGACUGCCCCCCUCCCAACCUCUCAAGCUUUAUCCAGCGGCAAACAGGUUUUUUUUUAAAAAAAAGUUUGUAAGGAAGCAAAAUGUUAUCAUCCACCAGAGGACUUGUCUGUAUUAUGAUGUCAGUGCGUUUGAUUCUUGGUUAGAGCUCCACGCAGCAAUGACAGACGUGAGUUGGAGCAUUUUCUUUUUCAACAUGGAUACAGAUUUGGAUGAAUGGCUUCUAUGAAAUUAUUUCAAUGAGGGAAAUUUUAUUUACUAAGUUGUUUAAGAAUGUUUGCCAAAAAAUGUAAUUGCCUUUUUUUUGGGGGGGGGGGGUCAUGCUUCCAUGGAGUCAAAUUUCUGAUUGGGGCUAAUGUUAAGAAGUCAUUGAUUAUGCGAUGUCUCUUUCGCUGAAAUAAAACUUCCUUAAAUGUAGGAAUGUAAAAGAGGAACUUGGUCAUUUUGGUGUUGAAGUGUGAAAUAUUUUGCAGACAAGUAAGAGUCUGUACUUUCUUUUGGGGGGUGGCACUGUUUAUUUUCAUUUCCCGCAAAAAUGAAUAUUUUUCUGUCCUGUUUUUAUUGUACUUGAUUGUGGCAUUCUGUCAGAUAGUCAGUCUCUGCAGUAGACUGGCUCUUUGGGUUGGUUGUCAGAAUCAAUUUAGGUUUAUUGCAAACUCUUCUUGACUUGUUAUUUUGGACAGAUAAUUAGCACUUGUAUCGACAAAGUGUCACAACAACAGAAAAAUGUCCAUCCCGCUGUGGGGGAAAGGGCUGGUAUUUGUACUGUUUUUCCUGGUUGUGAUAAUUUCCCAGAAUUAAGAGCUACAAAGGGCUACUUCACAUAACUGUGUCCUCUUCUCGACCUUCCAAAGAUGUUUUGGGGGGGGUUUUCCCUGUAAGAGCUAAUUCAGAAUAUAA